Molecule: messenger RNA, 2465 nt
Organism: Volvox carteri f. nagariensis
Lineage: Eukaryota; Viridiplantae; Chlorophyta; Chlorophyceae; Chlamydomonadales; Volvocaceae
Exons: 10
Coding region: 1-1785 (594 amino acids)
Biological process (GO): endoplasmic reticulum to cytosol auxin transport
Cellular component (GO): membrane
Source: RefSeq, a predicted model, not a curated record
AUGUGCCAAACCUCCCAGGGUUUGCUGACACCCGAGGGCCGCCGCGUCCUGGGCGCCCUGUCGUACUUGGUCUUCAACCCGGCCCUCAUAUUCGUCAAACUGGCAAGUACGUUGACUCCCGGCCGCCUGCUUCAUUGGUGGCCUCUGGUACUUAACACGGCCAUCAGUACCGCUGUGGGCCUGAUCCUGGGUUAUGCGGGUGUACGGCUGGUACGGCCACCACAACCCCUGAAGCCACACACCGUGGUCGCGAUUGCACUGGGCAACCUGGGUAACCUGCCGCUGGUGAUCGUAUCCUCCCUGGCGUCCUCCUCCGCGGAGUUGCUUCACGGCAUUCCGGCUGACCGCGCCGAGGACCUGGCCGUGAGCUACGUGGUGGUGGGGCUGCUGGUGCCCGUCAUUGCGCACGCAACCAUAGGCUUCAGUAUGCUACGGAAACACGAUUCCGACCUCAGCUGCGGCCACGACACGCCAGCGCGCGCUGAUGACCACUCAGCGGCGGCGGCGCCGCCGCCGGCCGCCGCCGGCGGCGAGCAGUCGACGGCGGCAGCGGAUGCCGCCAAGGUGCCGGACAAGUCGCGAGGAGGUGACGGAGGUGGGGAUGACGGAGUGGUGGUGAUGAUGUUGGAAAAGGAAGAGGAGGAGCGCCGACGCCAGAAGCGGCCGCUGCUAGAGGAGCAUCGGCGGCAACUAGCCGGAGGGAGCGGAUGUGGCGCCGUCAUCAACAACAACAACAACAACAGCAGUAGCAGCUGCUGCUGCGAUGCGCUGCGGCCAAAUGGGUCGUGGGGAAGUGGGCUGGCGGCGGGUGCCGCCGCCGCCGGCGGUGCAGCGACAGCGCCGCAAGCUACAGCACCGGCGGAGGGCGAGGAAGAGCCGUACGGUAUUUCCCGCCAUUCUCAACAGCAACAGCCGCAGUCGUACACGACGGGUCUGCGGUUGCGACGAUCGAGCUCGGACCAGCUAGUUAUGGAGCCAUCUUCUGCGCCACCGGUCGAGUCGCCAUCGUCAUCGUCUUUUGUACGACUGCUACAAGGCUGUACGGCAGAUUGCCUGCGGCCGGAAGACACUGACCCAUUGUUGCGACGGCGAUCGCCGCCGCCGCUGCAGCAUCCCACCCUACAGGCGCCUGACUCUCCGGACGACCCACCAAUGGCGGUCUUUGGAGACUCUUCUGGUCGUGUGGGGUGUGUGAGGCCCUUACAACAGGCACUGUUCAAUGGCGGCGGUACGGCGGCGCCGCUGCUGGCAUUGCUGACGGACUGUCUGAGUAUGUUGGGCGAGUGUACCAUUCCCUCCAUUUUGUUGCUACUGGGGGCAACGUUAGCCAACGGUCCCGGCGCCGGGCGCGUGCCGUUUCGUGUCAUCGGCCUGGUCAACAUCACCCGACUGACGCUGUUGCCGCUGCUGGGGCUUGGCGUAGUGAUGGGCGCGUACGCGGUGCGGCUCUUUGAGGCACCGGAUCCGAUCUACCUGCUGGUGCUGCUUAUUCAGAACACGGCGCCCACCGCCAUCAUGGUGCACACAAUGGCGUCAGUCCAUGGUAACCGAGCCGAGGAGGUCUCAGCCAUUCUCUUCUGGGGCUACAUCAGCGGCAUCGCAGUUAUCCCUCUAUGGCUGACGCUCUUUCUGUACGUCGUUAAGCUGCAGUACAGUCCCGUGAUCAACCCGUCCGUGCACUCAAUGCCCUUCUGCAGAGUUCCCCUCUCUCGCGGCCUCUUUGACCACGAUACCGCACUUCCCAUGACAGUACAGCAGCAGAGAUCGCUUUGGGUCGUUGGUUAAACUAGGUCAGAUUAGAACAUACGAUGCCCCUCAUGUUUCUUCAUGCCACACACACGUUGUGCAUUGUGCCACACAACAACGGUUCUUCUAGUCCACCUGUUCCGUGCUGCAGAGCUGCGCGGCGUGGCGCAAUGUGUCGACAAAGUAUGCCUUUAUUUUGGAACGGCACGGCAUUGGCGCAGAACGCCACGACCAGCGGUGCAAGCGAGCACCCCCCCCAAAACCCCCGAAAUUUUCGGAACUGUGGAGACUUCCGAAACGUGAACCAACGCAACUGACUCUUGAGGACUUACCCCAAGCCCAACUCGGCCCUUGCAAGGUUGGCGUGUUGUGUAACGGAAGGCUUGCGACAUGCCGACCCCCGGGAGCCCAGAGAGCAGAUGCAAAGAUGUGGGUGCUGGUUGCCGCGCUGCGUGGGCCAGGUCUCCCAUCACACCCCCGAUGCCAUAUGCAAAACCAGAGCGUUCUGGCCCCCUCGUUCUGCCCUUCCCUUCCCAGCCGACAGCCAUGCCGCCUAUUCUUUUGCCUACCAUGACCUACCACGAAAGAGCAGGCCAUGUUGCUCUUGGCGUACAACGAAAGAAGCUGCUCACGAGCUGAGAACAAACAAAAACACUGUCGGAAGCGCCCAUGUGAACGUGUUCCUCAACAGUUUUUCAGUAAACGCGUCCCGUCCUGCU